This is a messenger RNA of Pyrgilauda ruficollis (rufous-necked snowfinch), 5965 nucleotides long. It is a transcript of the gene UBR3, whose product is annotated as ubiquitin protein ligase E3 component n-recognin 3. Gene Ontology annotation, biological process: ubiquitin-dependent protein catabolic process via the N-end rule pathway; protein ubiquitination. Gene Ontology annotation, molecular function: ubiquitin protein ligase activity; zinc ion binding. The record is from RefSeq and is a predicted model, not a curated record. Bases 135 to 5726 code for a protein of 1863 amino acids. The transcript has 40 exons. Gene Ontology annotation, cellular component: ubiquitin ligase complex; cytoplasm. Lineage: Eukaryota; Metazoa; Chordata; Aves; Passeriformes; Passeridae.
GCGCGGGCGGCGGGCAGGGCGCCGGUGCCGCGGCUAUCGCGAGAGGGCGGCGCCGCGGGGCGGGGAGCGAGGGCGGCGGAGGGAUCGCGGAUCCAGAGCCCGGCGCGGCCGUAACGGCCCCUCGGUGUCCCGUCAUGGCGGGGGCCGGCGCCAGCAGCAGGGACAAGCGGGCCACGGCGGCGCGGCUGAAGGCGGCGCUGGGCGGCGAGAGCGGCGCGGCGGCGGCGGCGGAGCUGCGGGCGCUGCUGGAGCGGGUGCUGGCCCCGGCGGCGGGCCCUGGCGGUGGCGAGGCGGCGGGCGAGGCGCUGGAGUGGUGCCGUUGCCUGCUGUCGGGCGGGGAGCCCUGGGACAGCUUCGUGCAAGCCGUGCGGGCCUACGACCCCGCCACGCUAUGCGGCCUGGUUUGGACCGCCAACUUCGUGGCCUACCGGUGCCGGACGUGCGGGAUCUCGCCUUGCAUGAGCCUGUGCGCCGAGUGCUUCCACCAGGGCGAGCACGCCGGGCACGACUACAACAUGUUCCGGAGCCAGGCGGGGGGCGCCUGCGACUGCGGCGACAGCAACGUCAUGCGGGAGGCCGGGUUUUGUAAAAGACACCGGAUUAAAUCAAAUUCAAAUGUUCCAUGUGUUCCGAAAGACUUGUUGAUGAUGUCAGAAUUAGUUCUUCCACAGUUCAUCUUUAGUCUGAUUCAGCAUUUAAGAGAGGGAUAUAAUGAGCCUGCUCUUGAUCUGCCAUCAGAGAAAGACCUUCAUAAAAUUCUCCAGGUUUUGGAGCCUCAUGUUUCCUUCCUAGAAGACUUGACCAAAAUGGGAGGUGCAAUGAGAUCAGUUCUUACCCAGGUUUUAACUAGCCAACAGUUCUACAAAGAUCUUAGCUCUGGUGUUGGAGAGAAUGCAUGUGCAAAGAAAAGUCAUGAAAAGUACCUCAUUGCUUUGAAAGGCUCUGGGUUGGCAUUUCCUGAGGAUAAAAUUGCAUGUAAUAUGCAGGAACAAGGAGCUGGAACUAGCACGUUAUCUGUUCAAGGUUUGGCAGGUGGUACGGCAACAUCAGGCCAAGGGGAUUCUUCAGAUGAGGAGGACCAGGAUGGUAGCCAAGGUGUGGGAAAGCGCAAGAGGGUGAAACUAAGCAGCACCACCAAAGAUCAGUCUAUCAUGGAUGUUUUGAAGCAUAAAUGUUUUCUAGAAGAAUUAUUAUUUUGGACAAUAAAAUAUGAGUUUCCACAGAAGAUGGUGACUUUCUUACUCAACAUGCUACCAGAUCAAGAUUAUAAGAUUGCUUUUACAAAAACAUUUGUUCAGCAUUAUGCUUUUAUUAUGAAAACGCUGAAGAAAAGCCAUGAAUCAGACACCAUGUCUAAUAGAAUUGUGCAUAUCAGUGUUCAGUUGUUCAGCAAUGAAGAACUAGCACGCCAAGUAACAGAAGAAUGCCAACUGCUGGAUAUUAUGGUCACUGUUCUGUUGUACAUGAUGGAAAGUUGCCUUAUUAAAAGUGAAUUGCAAGAUGAAGAGAAUAGUUUACAUGUUGUGGUGAAUUGCGGGGAAGCACUACUGAAGAAUAAUACUUACUGGCCCCUAGUUAGUGAUUUUAUAAACAUACUUUCACACCAAAGUGUGGCAAAGAAAUUUUUGGAAGAUCAUGGUCUUUUGGUAACAUGGAUGAAUUUUGUAUCAUUUUUUCAAGGUAUGAAUUUAAAUAAACGGGAGUUAAAUGAGCACGUGGAGUUUGAAUCACAGACAUACUAUGCUGCCUUUGCUGCUGAGCUGGAAGCCUGUGCCCAGCCAAUGUGGGGUCUGCUGUCACACUGCAAAGUUAGGGAAACACAAGAAUACACACGCAAUGUUGUCAGAUACUGCCUUGAAGCACUUCAAGACUGGUUUGAUGCUAUCAACUUUGUAGAUGAGCCAGCACCUAACCAAGUUACUUUUCAUUUGCCACUGCACCGUUACUUUGCCAUGUUUUUAAGUAAGGCUGUUAAAUGCCAAGAACUAGAUCUGGACACUAUCCUGCCAGAUCAGGAGAUGCUGAUGAAACUAAUGAUUCACCCACUUCAGAUUCAGGCCAGUCUUUCUGAAAUUCACAGCAAUAUGUGGGUUAGAAAUGGUCUACAAAUUAAAGGACAGGCCAUGACUUACGUGCAGUCUCAUUUCUGCAAUUCAAUGAUUGAUCCUGACAUUUAUCUGCUGCAAGUCUGUGCCUCUAGACUGGACCCAGAUUAUUUUAUUUCAUCUGUUUUUGAAAGAUUUAAAGUGGUAGAUCUGUUAACGAUGGCUUCACAACAUCAAAAUACAGUUCUUGACUCAGAGCAUGAAAGGUCCAUGCUGGAAGGAGCCUUAACGUUUUUGGUCCUUUUGUUAAGUCUUCGUUUACAUUUAGGAAUGACAGAUGAUGAGAUCCUCAGAGCGGAGAUGGUAGCCCAACUGUGUAUGAAUGACAGGACACACAGUUCAUUAUUGGAUCUCAUUCCAGAAAACCCUAAUCCUAAAAGUGGUAUUAUUCCAGGAAGCUUAAGCUUUGAAUCAGUCCUGUCAGCAGUUGCUGACUUUAAAGCCCCUGUUUUUGAACCUGGAGGUUCCAUGCAACAAGGAAUGUACACACCUAAAGCUGAAGUUUGGGAUAAGGAAUUUGACCCUGUCAUGGUAAUACUUCGAACAGUUUACCGCAGAGAUGUGCAGUCUGCAAUGGACAGAUACACUGCAUUCUUAAAGCAGAGUGGCAAAUUCCCUGGAAACCCAUGGCCUCCUUACAAGAAGAGAACACCACUACACCCAAGUUACAGAGGUCUCAUAAAGCUUUUGCACUGUAAAACUCUGCACAUUGUGCUCUUCACACUUCUUUACAAGAUAUUAAUGGAUCAUCAGAACUUAUCAGAGCAUGUGCUUUGCAUGGUUUUAUAUUUGAUUGAGCUGGGGUUGGAAAAUUCUCCUGAACAAGAAUCAGAUGAAGAGGAAUCUGCAGGUGGACAAGAGCGUUGCCAUGAUAGUUGGUUUCCAGGUAGUAAUUUGGUUUCUAACAUGCGUCACUUCAUUAACUAUGUCCGAGUGAGAGUACCAGAAACUGCUCCUGAGGUGAAGAGAGAACCACCUGCAAGUACAAGUUCUGAUGGUUUAGCUUCAUCACAAAGUUCAAGGCGGAAGAGCCUCCAGAGAGAGAACUCAGGGACAGCUCAAGUGUUCAGUUUGGUCGCAGAACGGAGAAAGAAAUUUCAGGAGAUCAUCAAUCGGAACACCAGCGAGGCAAAUCAGGUGGUUCGGCCCAAAACAUCAAUGAAAUGGUCAGCACCUGGUGCAACUCCACAGUUAACCACAGCCAUUCUAGAAGUCAAGGAAAGCAUACUGUCUUUGCUGAUUAAAUUGCAUCACAAACUCUCAGGAAAACAAAACUCUUACUAUCCCCCAUGGCUGGAUGAUGUGGAUGUUUUAAUCCACCCGGAAAUUCCGAGAUACGCUCACGGAGAUGGAAUGACAGCAGUAGAAAGAAUUUUACUGAAAGCUGCUGUACAGAGCAGAUUGAAUAAACGUAUAAUUGAAGAGAUAUGCAGGAAGGUGACGCCUCCUGUACCACCAAAAAAGAUUAGUUCUGCAGAGAAGAAAACCUUGGAUAAAGAAGAAAGACGACAGAAGGCUAGAGAAAGGCAGCAGAAACUGUUGGCUGAAUUUGCCUCGAGGCAGAAAAGCUUCAUGGAAACUGCCAUGGAUGUUGAAUCACCAGAUGCUGACAUUGCCAUGGAGGUAGCUACAUCCGAACAGCAUGUUUCUGAGGCAAUAUAUGACUGUGUUAUUUGUGGACAAAGUGGCCCUUCUACUGAAGACAGACCUACAGGGCUAGUUGUACUAUUACAGGCAUCCUCAGUGUUGGGGCAGUGCCGCAACAGCAGCGAGCCGAGGAGACUCCCCACUACUGAAGAGGAGCAGAUCUACCCCUGGGAUACGUGUGCGGCGCUGCACGACGUGAGGCUGACAACGCUGCAGCGGUACUUCAAAGAUAGUUCCUGCCUACAAGCAGUGUCAAUAGGCUGGGAAGGAGGUGUUUAUGUACAAACCUGUGGUCACACUUUACACAUAGAUUGUCACAAAUCUUACAUGGAAUCCUUACGGAAUGACCAAGUCCUCCAGGGUUUUUCAGUGGACAAAGGAGAAUUUACCUGUCCCCUGUGUAGGCAGUUUGCCAACAGCGUUCUUCCUUGUUAUCCUGGAAACAACAUGGAAAGAAGCGUUUGGCAAAGUCACAGUAACAAGUGUAUGCAAGAUCUUGUGCAAGAGGUGGAAGACCUUCAAGAACAGCUGGGAACUUUCCCAGUAAGCAUCAGUUCUGAAACCAACCUCAGUAAAGAAAUGGAAUCUGUAAUGAAAGAUAUAAAAAGUACCACACAGAAGAAGUAUACAGAUUAUAGUAAGACUCCUGGAUCACCUGACAAUGAUUUCCUGUUUAUGUAUUCUGUAGCCAGAACAAACUUGGAACUUGAGCUGGUCCACCGAGGAGGAAAUUUGUGUUCAGGAGGUGCAAGCACAGCUGGGAAAAGAUCAUGUUUAAAUCAGCUGUUUCACGUGUUGGCCAUGCACAUGCGCCUCUACAGUAUAGACUCUGCAUACAAUCCCUGGAGGAAACUAACCCAGCCCUCGCAGGAUAAAAACUCAGAGCUGGUAAGUGAAGAACUGCCAGAAGUUCCUGUGCUUUACAGAGAUGUCUCAUCCCUUUUGCUUAUCCAGAUUUUAACCAUGCCUCAACCAUUGCACAGAGAACACUUCACCUGCAUUAUAAAAGUGCUGUUCACUUUAUUGUAUACUCAAGCCUUGGCAGCACUUUCUGUUAAAUGCAGUGCUGAAGAUAGGAUGGCGUGGAAAGAGUCAGGAGCUCUCAAAAAGAAUACAUCCAGUGGAGAAAAAUCUUGGGAGGUAUUGCUGGGUCAUGUGAUUAGUGAACUGUCUAAGGGGAAGAUAUAUGAAGAAGAAGAGACUGAAGAAUUACCAGUGGUAAAUCCGGAUUCUGUAGAGUGCUAUCUGCAGCAGUUCUGCCUGCCUUUCCUCAGGAUCACAAGCCUUCUUCAACACCAUCUCUUUGGAGGGGAUUUGCCUAGUUGUCAGGAAGAUGAAGAAUUCGCUGUUCUUGCAAGCUGCCUGGGUCUAUUACCAUCUUUUCAGUCAGCUCAUCAGUUCACCAGUGCCUCUUGUCUUGACUGGCCAGUGCCAGCAUUCGACAUGAUAUCACAGUGGUGCUCAGAACUGGCUUCAUUUGCAGGUAGACAUCCAGAUCAAGUAAAGGCUUUGCUUAUCCAGGAACCUAAGUGGGACUUGCCACGCCUCCUUCAGUUGCCUGAGAAUUACAAUACCAUUUUUCAGUAUUAUCACAGAAAAACUUGUUCUGUUUGUACCAAGGUUCCUAAAGAUCCUGCUGUUUGCUUAGUUUGUGGUACUUUUGUAUGCUUGAAAGGACUAUGCUGUAAACAACAGAGCUACUGUGAAUGUGUACUGCAUUCUCAAAACUGUGGAGCUGGGACAGGAAUAUUCCUUUUGAUUAACGCAUCUGUAAUCAUCAUCAUACGAGGCCAUCGUUUCUGCCUUUGGGGCUCUGUUUAUCUCGAUGCACAUGGUGAAGAAGACAGAGAUCUUAGGCGUGGUAAACCCCUGUACAUAUGCAAGGAAAGAUACAAAGUGCUUGAACAGCAGUGGGUGUCUCAUACUUUUGAUCAUAUCAAUAAAAGAUGGGGGCCACAUUAUAAUGGCUUGUAAAUCAUCGUCAUCAUCAUCUACACACCAUAUAACUGCUGUUACCAUGAAUGAAUGCAUCUUGACUGACAAUAGCUUUAACUGAAUGGGAGUUUAGCUCCUUGGCUCGGGGUGGAAGCGGGUAUGGGCAUAAAAGGGAAAUGGAACUUUGUCAACAUGUGUAAUCUGUGCAAAAUGAGCUGUUGUUGCUACAAAAGAAUGAUACAAUAAUUGAAAUUAAAUCGUCAAAAUGGUGUGAGCAA